Messenger RNA from Diplodia corticola, 1839 nucleotides. Its product is annotated as scramblase family protein. Gene Ontology annotation, molecular function: phospholipid scramblase activity. The transcript is spliced from 2 exons. Gene Ontology annotation, cellular component: plasma membrane. The record is from RefSeq and is a predicted model, not a curated record. Gene Ontology annotation, biological process: plasma membrane phospholipid scrambling. Lineage: Eukaryota; Fungi; Ascomycota; Dothideomycetes; Botryosphaeriales; Botryosphaeriaceae. The coding region runs from base 1 to 1839 and encodes 612 amino acids.
AUGCCUCUGAUUCGACUAUCCGCCCGGACAGCAGCCCGCACGGUGACCCUGCGUACGCCUACGCGGACACUGAGCACAUCAUCGCCGCUGUGUGCUGCCCCUUUGAGAAAGCAACACCGUGCCUGGUCGAAGCCGGGCGCCUCCACACGGCAACCCCUUGGUAGAACACCAGCCGGCCGUGUUUCUGGAAUUCCUAGAAAGAGCAAUCCCGAACCGACUCCAGCUCAGCCAAACCAGCCGCCAGAGCAACCCGAGAAUGUACCAUCAAGGGUCGAGGCGGUAUCGGCUGCUCUCCGCGAGAGUGCUGCAGCUUCAGAGGGCAACCUACAAGCACCUGUGAACAUUCCCGAUGAUCCUCACAGCGUUCUGAAGCCCGAUCACCCGGCCAUGUCGAUAUUAGCCAACUCUACCAUUGUCGUCCAAAGACAGUUGGAAAUGAUGAACGUUCUCUUGGGCUUCGAGCAAGCUAACAGAUACGUCAUCAUGGAUGGCCAAGGCAACCAUAUUGGAUAUUUGGCUGAGCAAGAGAACGGGUUGGGAAGUUCAAUGGCAAGGCAAAUGUUCAAGACGCACAGAAGCUUCACAACACACGUAUUUGACAAACAUGAGCGGGAAGUCCUAAGAUUCCACCGACCUUUCAGUUAUAUCAACUCGAAAAUCCGCAUCUACGACUGCAUAAACGGCACUGACCAGGAAUAUGCCUCGUCUGACGCCCUAAAUGGCACAAGUGUCACGUCAAUCGAUUCUCAGACUUCCUCACAAAUAUCUCAACUCCCCCUCUCCGCCAUGCGUGUCAUCGGCGAAGCCCAACAACAAUGGGCGCCCCUCCGCCGCAAAUACAAUCUCUUCCUCGCCCGCGACCCUUCCACUCUCCACCCUCUCGACUCGAACACUCCGCAAAUCACUUCUGGGGACCUCCCCUUAUCCUCAUCCACAGCUCUUCAACCAGUCUCGCCGUCUCCCGGCUCCGCCACCGCCCCAGACCACCAAUCCUUUCUCCAAUUCGCCUACGUCAACGAGCCCUGGCUCUCCUGGGACUUCACCCUGCGGUCAGACAGCGACCAGCUCCUCGGCAGCGUGAACCGCAACUUUGGCGGCUUGGCGCGCGAAGUCUUCACCGACACGGGUGUCUAUGCGCUGCGCAUGGAUGCCGCCGCGCUGGCACAUCAAGAACCCCAGAAUCUGAUUUCGGACACCACCACCACCACCACCACCACCACCACGGCUCAGCAACAGCAGAACCAAGGUGAUGCAGAGAAGGGGAUGACGGAGCAGCAGCAGCAGCAGCCCGGAAUGACGCUCGACCAGCGCGCCGUCAUGCUCGCCACCGCCGUCUCCAUCGACUUCGACUACUUCUCGCGGCACUCGGGCGCCGGCGGCGGCUUCUUCGGCAUGCCCAUCCCCAUCUGGUUCCCCGGCGGAGGAGGAGGCGCUGCCGCAGAGGGCGCUGCCGCAGAGGGCGCUGCCGCUGGCGGCGCUGCCGAGGGUGCCGUCACGACGACUACGGCGGCGGGAGAAGAAGGGGUGGGUGCGGCGGCUGCGGGCGCGGGCACCAUGGUGGGGUACGAGGCGAUGCAGCGGAGCAGAGCGGGCGCCGCGGACGACGCCAGCCCGGUCGCUGGCAAUAAUGAGCCGUGGGCGGGUGGAGCGCAGCCGCCCGGGCAUGGUGGCGGCGGUGGUGGCGGUCAGCAGCAGGGUGGCGAGGUCUGGGGGGAGCAGGACCCGUGGAGUGGUUGGGGCAAGGGGGAUGGUGGUGGACCACCGACGAGUGGGGGGAGUAGCGGCGGCGGCGGCGGUGAUGGUGGAGGCGAUGGGUUCGAUUGGACUGACUUGUUUUGA